AUGGCAUCAUCUGUACCAGUGAAGGAAAAGAAGCUCAUGGAGGUGAAACUAGGAGAGCUGCCAGGCUGGAUACAGAUGCGGGAUUUCACCCCUAAGGGCACUGCUGGAACAUCUCAAAGAGUUUACUACCGGUAUUACAACAAGUAUAUCAGUGUGAAGAAAGGGGGUGUUGCUGGGAUUUCUAUGGUGCAGGCUGCUUACGUGCUUUUCAACUACUGUCGUCCUUACAAGGAGCUCAAACACGAACGGCUACGCAGGUACCACUGA
Molecule: messenger RNA, 267 nt
Organism: Nyctereutes procyonoides (raccoon dog)
Lineage: Eukaryota; Metazoa; Chordata; Mammalia; Carnivora; Canidae
Product: ATP synthase subunit f, mitochondrial-like
Exons: 1
Coding region: 1-267 (88 amino acids)
Biological process (GO): proton motive force-driven mitochondrial ATP synthesis
Molecular function (GO): proton-transporting ATP synthase activity, rotational mechanism
Source: RefSeq, a predicted model, not a curated record